CUCUGACGUAGCGACCAGAAGGUUCCGGAGUAAGCUAUUGGAAGGUCAAUGAGACCUAUUUAACCGAGAGGCAGUUGUGUGUUACCUUACGUCGUUGCUGGUUUUCCGUUUUAAUUCAUUGUUAGCUGAUUCUGAGAAAAGAGACCAAAAUGCCAAGAGGCAGUCGCAGCCGAUCAUCAAGAAUGGCUCCACCGAGCUAUUCUGCAGCACCUCCUAGAAUGGCUUCUCCACCACCUAUGAGAUCUGCUCCUCCACCAUCCUACGCCCCGGCUCAUGCUCCUGCCCCUCCAUCAGCGAUGGCUGCUCCCGCUGCCGCUGCACCAAGGCAGCCCGGGAUGUUUGCCCAGAUGGCCACCAUGGCGGGUGGAGUGGCCGUGGGUUCAGCUGUGGGCCACACAUUAGGACAUGCUAUGACCGGAGCAUUCGGUGGAGGAGGACAAUCUGAGGCUCCUAAGCCUGAUGUUACCUAUCAGGAGCAAUCCCAGGGCCAGCCCAUGUACCAACAGCAGCCAAGUUACCAGCAGCAACCCAUGUACCCGCAGCAACCCAUGUACCCGCAGCAGCAGUCCAUGUUCCAGCAGGAAUCUCCCCAGCAGAGCCCUUGCGGAUAUGAACUGAAACAGUUUAUAGAAUGCGCACAGACCCAGAGCGACCUCAAGCUCUGUGAAGGAUUCAGCGAAGUGCUCAAGCAGUGCAAGUUCUCCAAUGGUGUGUCGUGACCACAUCAGGAUGCUGCUGUUGUAUGAACAGAAUCAGCACACACACAUUAACUCAAUAAAUGUAUAAUUGCUUUACCUGACAGACUGUGUGAUGACAACUCCAUACACUUUAAACAAUAAACACUUUAAACAAUAUUUCGGAGUUAGUACUCUGUUGUCUGUUAUCUGAUAGUCUUAUGACAUAGUUGAUUUAUAUAUAAUUAUAUUUUUUUUUUGCUGAAAUGUAUUAAUAGAUACAGAAUAAAACCCGGACAGUAUCAUGUGA
Clupea harengus (Atlantic herring) is the source of this 984-nucleotide messenger RNA. RefSeq names its product coiled-coil-helix-coiled-coil-helix domain containing 2 (gene chchd2). The record is from RefSeq and is a predicted model, not a curated record. Gene Ontology annotation, cellular component: mitochondrion; nucleus. Gene Ontology annotation, biological process: positive regulation of transcription by RNA polymerase II; mitochondrion organization. NCBI's taxonomy places the organism in Eukaryota, Metazoa, Chordata, Actinopteri, Clupeiformes, Clupeidae. Gene Ontology annotation, molecular function: sequence-specific DNA binding.